AUGUCUUUCCCGUCCCCUACCAAGACCUACCAUCAAAAGGCCUACGCCGCUAUUGACCCUACUCGACCCGAGCUUUCCACAAAAGGGAAGCAUGCAUUCAUCUCUGGCGGCGGUGCAGGUAUCGGAGCCUCUAUCGCCGUAUCCCUGGCUAAGUCAGGCGUCUCGACCCUGGGCCUUCUAGGGCGGACGAUAGCGUCUCUCGAAUCAACCAAAUCCGUUAUCGAGGCCCUGGGCUCAUCGACAGUAGUGCAUCUCUACGUCGCCGAUGUUACCGAUGCAGAAGCCACAAGUUCCGCUCUGAACUCGUUCUCCCACUCCAUCAACGGCAGGAUCGACAUACUGAUUGCCAAUGCCGGAUACAUGUCCGACCUCCGCACCAUCACCGACUCUGAUCCGGAAGACUGGUGGCGUGCCUUUGAAGUCACAGUUCGCGGCAACUUCAAUCUUCUGCGCGCUUUUCAACCUCUUGCUGCAUCUGACAGCAGCGUCAUCCACAUCUCGACCGCCGCGAUUCAUAUUCCGUACAUGUUUGGCUUCUCCGCUUACCGCGCGUCCAAGAGUGCGGCUACCAAGCUGUUUGAGUACUACCAUCAUGAGAACCCAGAUGCCUUUGUGCUACAGGUGCAUCCCGGGCUGAUCGGUGGAACGGCCAUGUCAGAAAAGUUUGCGGCAAGCGCGAAGGAAUUGGGCUUGGUGUAUGAUGACAUUGAGAUGUCGGGUAACUUCACUGUUUGGGCUGUUAGUGACGAGGCCAAGUUCUUGAAUGGGCGCUUCGUGCAUGCAAACUGGGAUGUCGAGGAACUGAAAGCCUUGAAGAAGGAGCUGGAAAAUGAUGAGAGUAGGUUCACUAUCGGGCUCCAGGGCUGGUUUUAG
Molecule: messenger RNA, 873 nt
Organism: Colletotrichum truncatum
Lineage: Eukaryota; Fungi; Ascomycota; Sordariomycetes; Glomerellales; Glomerellaceae
Product: short chain dehydrogenase reductase
Cellular component (GO): cytosol
Molecular function (GO): oxidoreductase activity
Source: RefSeq, a predicted model, not a curated record